Molecule: messenger RNA, 1666 nt
Organism: Chironomus riparius
Lineage: Eukaryota; Metazoa; Arthropoda; Insecta; Diptera; Chironomidae
Source: the annotation of a GenBank genome assembly
CUUCAAAAACGCAUGUUCAAAAAAAAUAAACAUUUUCGGUAAUCAUUAAAAUGGGAAAAGUUAAAAAUCUCGAGAAAAAGGCAAAGCCAGUAGCUGAAUUUGAUAAGAAGACACCAGAGAAUCGUAAGAAGUCGAUUAAUGAUGGAGUAGUGAAGAAAAAAUUAAAGGCAAAGGAUAAAAUAGAAAAAGUUGUAGCCUCUGAAAAAAAGAGCCAGAAAAGUGUCAAAAGGAAGAAGUUGAAGAUUUUACAGCAAAUUAAAAAGGAAGUAGAAGAGCAUCAAUCAAAAAGUCCUGAAGAUGAAAAGUCCGAGGACGAUGAUAAAUUAAUUAAACGCGAACUUGUCAAAAAGGCUAUUAUUGCUUUAAAAGAUGGAAUCAACAAGGAAAAUGAGAAGAGCGAUAAAAAGAAUCUAUUUGAUGAGGAACUACGCCUUGGAUUGCAAGUUAUUGCUGCUAAAAUACCUCAGUGUCCAAAUCAUACCCGAAAAAUACUGCUUAAACACUCAUUGUUUGAUCAGCAACCGGAUAUUUGCUUCUUCAUUAAGGACUCAAUUCCAAAAAAGGCUGAUCAAGAUGAAAACAUCAGAACUUUCGAAGAAAAGUUGAAGGAAGCAGGAAUUGAAAAUGUAAAGACUAUAAUCCCGAUUUCUAAGCUUAAGGAUGACUAUAAAUCAAACAACUUGAAGUUGAAACUUUGCAAUAGCUAUGACGUGUUCUUAGUUGAAUCAGAAAUUGCUGAGCAUGUCUAUGCAAUUUUGGGCAAGCAUUUCAUUACAAAACGUAAACGUCCAAUGCAAAUUGACAUGAAGAAGGAAAAAUCCUUUAAGACAUCGAUCGAAAAUGCAACUAAGAAAGUUUCAUUCAAAUUAAGCUCAACCAGUAAUUUGUCAUGCUUUGAAGUCGGUACAAUGAAGAUGGAAAAUGUCGAUAUGGCUGAUAAUAUUAUGUCAGCAAUUGAUCAAUUAAAAGAUAAAUGGCCAGGAACUUGGAAAAAUAUUUCUCGUUUAUAUCUUAAGCCAAUGAAACCAUCAAAAGUAACCAUACCAAUUUACUAUUCAAACAUUAAUCCAAAUGACGUUGAAGUUCCAGUCAUUCAAGGCGCAAAACAAAACAGACUCGAUAAAUUGGCCGAUGAAUUGAAGAAAAAAUCCAAGAAACUUAAACUUGACAUUCGAAAAAAGAAAAUUGUUAAGAAUAUAGCCACACCUAAAGCUGUAGGUGGCAAAAAAGAAAAGAAGGCUGACAAAAUCAAGGGCAAAAAGGCAGCAGCAGCUGAAGUUAAGGAUGACAAAGUUGAGGCAAAAUCAGAGGCAUCAACUGUGGAGCCUGUCAAAAAUAAGAAAAAGAAGAAGGCAAGCAUAACUGAAGAAUCAGUUCCGAAAGUCAUUAACGAUGCUGUUGCAUCUGCAGAUGAGCCAGCCAAGAAAAAGAAAAAGAAGGCUGUAAACAAAGAACCGAAAGUCGAAGAAUCUGUUGAGCAGCCUGCACUUGAAAAGCCGAAAAAAAUUAAAAAUAAAAAUAAACCAAAAUCUAAUUUGGUCGACGAAACAGCAGUGACUGUAUCUGAAAAAGAGCCGAUAUCUAUUAAGAAGAAAAAGAAGGAUAAGAAAAACAAAGCGUAAAUUGAAUUUUCAUCAAGGAAAAUCUUUUCUUUUUUUUCCAUUCA